AUUGUCUUUGGCAGUAGACAUAUGACUGAUGACAUUAUUUAUUGAUUACAAGUUUAUUCGAGGACCGCUAACAUAAAUUAAUAUUGUAAUCAUAACAUUGGCGAAACAGGAAUUUGGGAAUAUAAUUUUCUUUAAAUCUGUCUAAAACUAUGGCUGGGCAAGAGCGUAAAAAUUGUAACGGAGACGACAAUGCUUCAGCUGAUGAAAUAGAACCAACAGAAGAACAAAACGAGGAAAAUAUUUGCGAAGAGUAUGAGAUGCUGGACAGUACUUUAGAUGAACUUAAUUCUGCACUGGAUUAUUUGGAGAGGAAAAAUGAUGACAUUCAUGAAAAAUUGAAAGAGCUGUUGCAAUCUAAUAUUGAUAUUAGACAAGAGAUGCGGAAUGAAAAUAAUAUGGAUACUUCAGCAAAUAAUUAAAAGUCAAGCAUCAUUGUAAUUUAUGAAAAUUUAGCUAAUAAUUAUUACUAAGAAAAUAAUAUUGGCUUAUCUGUUUAUAUAGAAAAAUAAAUUCCAAAAGAAAAAUGUAGCACUAAUAAAAGUAUUAUUUAUUUUA
Molecule: messenger RNA, 555 nt
Organism: Manduca sexta (tobacco hornworm)
Lineage: Eukaryota; Metazoa; Arthropoda; Insecta; Lepidoptera; Sphingidae
Product: UPF0184 protein AAEL002161
Exons: 2
Coding region: 150-419 (89 amino acids)
Source: RefSeq, a predicted model, not a curated record